AUGAAUAUCGUACAGUGGUAUGGGAUUGCGCUAGCAGCUCUUGCUGCCAUUGUGGUGGUCGCUUCACAUCUACGUCCUCUUCUGCCAUUUUGGCUGCUGCGACAUGUUUUGUAUCCCCGUUUACAUCCACUGAUUAGUGGUACAGGCGAUUAUACACGAUUCGGAGCCAUUGUUCUGGGAGUUUUUGUCACUGGGAACGUCCUCUGUGGCGGCAUAGGCAUUGAGACGUCUUCAGACUUGGUGAAGCGAACAGGUCAACUCUUCAUAAUGAACUCUAUCCCUCUAUUUCUUGGUGGUAAGAUUGGGCCUCUUGUUAACAUUUUGCACAUCCAAUACGAAGACUUUGCGAGAGCACACCGCUGGCUCGGGCGAGUCGCAGCUGUACAUGCAGUCGUGCAUGUUACUGUUGCUGCUUCUGCGAAACACGAAUUCCGCAGCCUGACACAGCUUGCAGGUCUUAUAGUAGGUCGUCCUCUAGUCACUGAAGUCACCUCAGCUCACCAGACUAACCAGGCUGCGUCAUCGCUGUGCACCAUUCUUUUGCUCUCAGUAGGAGUGGUGUGGAGGCUCAAGUAUGAGCUUUUUGCAAAGCUGCAUGUCGCGCUUGCUGUGCUCACAGUCAUCACUACCUGGCUGCAUAUUGCGUCUGGCUCGAUCUUCUACCCACCUGAAGUAUACAUGCUUGCUGCAUGCUGCACGUACGACGCCAGCUUCUUCAACUCAAGUAGUAUUGUUGGAGCUCAAGCUGCCUCGCCCGUGCAACUUUCGGUCCGUUGGGAUGAGGACCGACUUUUUUUGCUAGUCGAGACGAAAAUCGGCUUUACUGCGAGUCUGUUUACUGAAAACACCCCAUUGCUGCAAGAGCGCGGGACUGGUAAGGAUAAAGAAGCAGCCGUGAGAGCGAUAGUGGAGGGUCCGUUUGGCAAAUCGAUGGAUCUUCAGUCGUACUCCACCAUCGCUCUGUUUGCCACAGGCAUAGGGAUUGUCACACAUCUUUCAUACUUACGGAAGUGGCUCAAGGACCUUCAAGGCUCUUUCAAAGUCAUUACUCAAAGCAUCACUCUGUUUUGGGAGGUUGAGGCCGAAGCACAUAUAUACUGGGUGAGAGAUGACAUGGAUGGGCUCUUGGAAAUGGAUGUAAAGCACAUGCUCAGGAUCCAUGUUUUUGUAAAAGGCGAAUACAUCUCGCCGAACCGAAGAAGAGGUGACACUGUGACCUCAGAUAAGGUCAAUCUAGCAAUGCCAAAUCGCAUUUUCAUCCACUUUGAUUCUAUCAACGCAAAAAAUGAAAUCAAUAAUCUACUCCAAAAGUCCGAUCGUAGAACCGCAAACUCCGAUGGGAGGACUGCCAUUGCUGUUUGCUCGGACAGUCUCACUACCGCUAUCAUUCGACGUGAGGUUUGUCGUACAGUAAGGAAGGACAUAAUACUGAAAGUCCUCGACAUUGUUCCAGUACGAGGCCAAACAUACGGGACACCUUUUCAUGAUUUGUUUACGUCUGGCUGGAAAAGGAUAAAAUCCAAAUGGUCACAAUCGUCACCAAAAGGAGAAAACGUUUAG
Bipolaris zeicola 26-R-13 is the source of this 1560-nucleotide messenger RNA. RefSeq lists its product as uncharacterized. Gene Ontology annotation, molecular function: ferric-chelate reductase activity. Gene Ontology annotation, cellular component: plasma membrane. The transcript is spliced from 6 exons. The record is from RefSeq and is a predicted model, not a curated record. Lineage: Eukaryota; Fungi; Ascomycota; Dothideomycetes; Pleosporales; Pleosporaceae. Bases 1 to 1560 code for a protein of 519 amino acids. Gene Ontology annotation, biological process: copper ion import; intracellular iron ion homeostasis; iron ion transport.